AUGAAAACGUUAACCUCAGUUCCACCCCAUCUCCUCCCUGCGCCGCCGAGGUCUGAGAACGGCGAGGGCCGUCGCCGCAGCUGGAGGACGCCCCCCAGCCCCCGGCCCCGUGCAGACGCGUCCCCUGGGGGCCAGGCCCCACCCACGCCCCCAGCUCCCUCUCCCCGCCACCCAGUGCCAAGCUCCCUGACACCCAGCAGACGCUCCCGUCCCGUGGGCGCCGCGCCCGGCACAGCCCUGAACGCCGCCGCCCCCCAAGGCAGCGCGCGCGGGCGGCGGAGGCCUGGGAGCAGGUCUGGCCCAGAGCGGAUGCUUCGCCCGGGUCCCCGGAGGCAGCUCCGCGCAGAGUCAUCAGAGCCAGGCUCAGCCACCCAGCGGCCCCGACCCAGCCGGCCUCCCCGGCAGUCGGAUGGCCGCAGCCCGCAGCGGGUGGUCGGGGACAGAGUCCACCUCCUCACCCGGCACCCGGCCCCUCAAACAUCCCUCAACGCCCACCUGCUCCGGGCUCUGGCUGCAAAGCUCUUCCGUCCUCUGGGACUUGGCCCAGGCCCCACACCCAGGACCCUCUGCAGCCACUUCCCCCAAACCCCCGAGGGUCUCCAGUCCCUGGACGCUCCUCCACCCUGGCCCCCCCUCCUGCUGGGCUGUGAGCUCCCAGAGGACCAACCUGGCUCUGAGGCCUUUCAGGAGCCUGGGGCCCAGCUCUGGGACUGGAGCACAACCGGGUGGGAAGCUGACACCGUGUGCUCAUCUUUGGGCUCCGAACAUGUCCCCGCGCUGCCUUCUUCACCCACGGCCCAGGCUUUCCAGCCGCCACGGGUUCCUGGCCUGUCGCCACCGCUUCAUGGACGCAGACAGGACCAGCUUCUGCCACAGAGGCUAGGAUUCCGAAGGAUAGCGCCGCCCCUGGGCCGGGCCCCAGCACUCCCGAUUCCUGGAUUGGCUGAAACGGAGGCAGCUUGCGAGCCCACACCUGCUGGACCCUCGUCUGCAGCAGGGGCCCCCAGCCAGAAGGGGCAGCUGGGGCUGCACGUGACCCCCCCAUCGCCUGAGGCGUCACACAAUUGGAACUCCAACUGGCGAUGUCCUGCUGGGCUCAGCGCCUCCAUGUACCCUGACGGGGCAGGGGUCACUCAGCAGAGAGCCUUUUGCUCCAUGGUCAGAUCUCAGCGGGCUUUGCUGGGAGCCUUCAGGGAAGGAGCGGGGGCCCCUCAGCUCCCCACGAGCCCCAUCCCAUACCCCCUCCUGGAGAACAAGCCUGGGGGCGCAGUUUGCAGCCCAUCCCCCACCCCUGCGGACGGGCAGGUCCUCUCGGCCCCCACUCACGGUCACCCUGGGCCUGAGCUGACCGUCCAGUUCUCGGAGGUGCCGAGGGCCGAGGGCCUGGCUUCCCGUCUCGGCAGUGCUGCACAGGCCGUGGGUCUCAGGGCCUGUGCAGGCUCACGGAGCACCUGCCACGUCGGGGGCUGUGUGCUCAGUACCCCAGACGUGCCAGAUCCUUCUCCAAAGUCAGCACUUGCCCUGAGUCUCAAAGCGCACUUCUGGGGGAACCUCAACCUGACACUGCGAGCAGUGGGGACCGACCCCGGCUGGCUGCAAGGCCACCCUCUGAGCCGCCCGUUCCUCUGGGCCAUCGCCAAGGUCUCCUCCUCCCUGGACCCUGCGCCCUCCCCGCCUUGGACGGCGCGGGCCCUGCUGGCCAGUGAGGACAAGGCCCCGGCAGACCCGGGACACAGGCUCGCUGCCCCCCGGGCGCCCCAGGCAGCGUCCGCGCACCCUGCGCACCCCAGCGCUGCUCAGGCUGCCACACGUGCCUCCCUCCAGACAGAUGGGCCGGGCUUAUCUGCGAGGCGGGAGCCGCGGGAUUCAUGCUGGCUGGCCCUCCUGACCCCGCCUCAGCCCAUCCCCCAUCACCGGCCACCCGCCCACCUGCCCCUCCAAUCCCACUUCCAGGAAUUCUGGACUCCAGGCCCGGGGUCCCCGUCGCAGCUCCCGAACCAGGAAAGCAGCAUUCGUCCCUCGGGCUGGGGGGCCCACUUCCUGGGGAGUGGGCGCAGCUGUAAUUGGCACCGCCUCCCAUGCCCUGGGGCCUGCGGGGCUGCGUUCCCCUGGGGCCGGACGGAGGUGCAUGCCCUCAUCGUCCCUCCCAGCGCCCCCCCCAGCAAGGAGGAGCAGAACCCCCCCCGCCCCCGCUCCGACUGGCGCCUGCCUGGUCUUCUCGGGGCUCAGCCAGCUGAGCGGACACUGUUGGUGGCCCUCGGUCCUGGCGGCCCUCACCACCAGAUCGUCGCCUCCACGGGGCCAGGACCGGUCUGCCUGGACACGGCCGUUUCCCCGGGGCCCGGGAGGGCGUCUGUGUUUGCCGGAUGA
Messenger RNA from Hippopotamus amphibius kiboko, 2370 nucleotides. RefSeq names its product basic proline-rich protein-like. The record is from RefSeq and is a predicted model, not a curated record. Lineage: Eukaryota; Metazoa; Chordata; Mammalia; Artiodactyla; Hippopotamidae. Bases 1 to 2370 code for a protein of 789 amino acids. The transcript has 14 exons.